Messenger RNA from Fimicolochytrium jonesii, 669 nucleotides. RefSeq lists its product as uncharacterized. The record is from RefSeq and is a predicted model, not a curated record. The coding region runs from base 167 to 625 and encodes 152 amino acids. Lineage: Eukaryota; Fungi; Chytridiomycota; Chytridiomycetes; Spizellomycetales; Powellomycetaceae. The transcript has 4 exons.
GACUGUUGGCGGGAUUGGCACUCGAUCGAACAUGGACAGUUUGCUUCACACGAAAGAGUAGCGGAGACCAUAAACAUCCUUCCUCAACUGACCUCUCACGCCGAGCUAAGCUAACCCUUUGGCGUUCGGAAUCAUAUUUUUCCGAAGAAAAACGGAAUACUGGUGAAUGCCAGGGUUCUCAUGGCGCUCCUCACGCCGCCCAGAAUGUCCAUUUGACCGAAAGUGUAAUGAGAGCGAACCACAGAAUCAUCGGAGGAAGUAUUUGAUGCGGCGGAAAUGCGAUUUUUGCAACUGCAGUGCUAAUGGGCCCUGGUUAAGGUCUCCUUCAUCUCGCGGAGCAUUGGAAAAUAAUGGACUUCCUUUGUACGUAGUUGUUAUUGUUCAACAAACUCAGGGGUCUUUCCAAGCUCACUCUGAACCACGCAACCUCGCGACCCUGACGAGAACAUGGAACGACGUCGGUUUUGAGCAUUCAAUGCCGGCCACUGAUAUCUGCACGUCUUCGAGAAUUCAAGGCCGAUCGUCCUUGACCCUAACCCUAACCGUUCUGGGCAUUUCUAUGAAGUUCAGCUUCCGAUUCUCCCACAAAGGGGUGUGGGAGUGGCAGGCAUUGGGAACGAGGUGAGGUAGGUUUCAAGUUCAAGGACAUAGCGAUCAGUGAGAGGCUCC